AUUUGGGAGUUUCGAAGACGGGAACUUACCAGGUUGACCCAGACGGGGCACUUAUCGGUGAUCCACCCAUCAAAGUAUUCUGUGACAUGGAAACAGAUCCGGUGGCCACAAUCGUUCUGCACGACUCCAUGGAAACCAAGGAGGUAGAUCGCUGCAGUCAUCCGGGCUGCUAUGGUCGAAAGGUCACCUACGAAGCAUCCCUGAAGCAGAUCGUCUCUUUGAUGGAUCAGUCGGAGUCAUGCGAACAGCAAAUGAUCUACGGAUGUUUCUCGGCCGGCGGAAAGAACGACGAGAUGCCACAUUCUUGGUGGAUCGAUCGUCACGGCCGACCUCAGCACGACUGGAACGGAGCGAACGCGGGAGAACACACGUGCAACUGCGGGCUUCACGGCGACUGCUCGGAUCGCUGGAGCCCCGACGCGGAGGCACCCGGCUGGGAAUCCGACACCGGAGUCAUCGCCGACGUCGCAGCGCUGCCCAUCACCGAGAUCCGGUUUGGGGAGUCCGAGGGCGAGAGGGCGACGCAUACUCUGGGUGGAUUGACUUGCAGGGGCGAGGCGGCUCGAUCGGAGAAUCCCGAAACGUCGUGCUCGUCUAUUCGCCGGGAUGGAAACACGCGCUCCGGUUAUCAUCUGAUCAACAAGGAAAACGGCCGGUUUGAGGUCGUUCUUUGCCGGAUGGAUUUGGAGGAGACGGAUCCGGAUUUUCAGGUGGAAACCGGCGCUACCAUUCAAUCUGGAGGGGCCAUCUUCGACGCAUACAGAACCAAUAAUUAUAACACUCCAGCCUCAGUAAUUAAAUACGAAUCUUCGAACGUGAACAUUGGCAACGCACUGCAACUCUCGACUGGAAUUUUUACCGCACCGAUCGCGGGUAUCUAUGCCUUCCAGUUUCAUUGUUUUAACGGCGAUCACGGAACGGACUUUCUCGUGUACAUCAGGCAAAAUGGGGCUAGGAAAGCGGAAAUCCGGAAAUACAGUGGGACCAUGGACGCCGAUUUCGACAUGGUCGGUCAAUCCGUCAUUCUCCAGCUCAGCAGGAACGACCAAGUCGACGUCUACCUCGACUACGGAGAUGUCUAUGGAGGCGCGGGUAGAAUAUAUACCCAUUUCAUUGGAUAUUUGCUGCAGGCUCUGUGAGACGAGGAUGAGGAAAACGCUGAACGCUCGCUUCCAGGAUUUCUUCUCUAUCCUUUUUUUCUUUAACUCCUUUUCUGUGUCUCCCGUCUCCCUCAAUAAAUGAAAUAUUCAAUCACA
Messenger RNA from Darwinula stevensoni, 1256 nucleotides. Lineage: Eukaryota; Metazoa; Arthropoda; Ostracoda; Podocopida; Darwinulidae. The record is from the annotation of a GenBank genome assembly.